AUUUGAUUUAAAAAAUGUCAAAAUACAAAAAACGAAAAAAUAACAGAAGUGUACUAAGCAACUACUCUGAGAUGAGUAUCAAGAAACCUCACUCUAAAAGAUCUACUUCAAGUACAAAAUCUUUGAAAUAAGGUAAACCCGAUCACUAUCGGAAAUACUUCAGUGCAGGUGCCUGCCCUGCAGAAAUAAUUCAAAAUCAAAGAGGGCUUUUUCAAGGAAGAGGGACUUUUUGAAGGCGAUUUCUAAGAUUGAUAGGAUUAAGAAUAAGAUGAAGGAUAGGGAUAACAAAAAUCCAAAAGACUCCAAAGACACCUCAAAAAUCUACUCACCUCAAGACAUUGCUUUUCUUGAGCUCUCUAAAUCAGAAAUGCUAUCAAAAUACAAAUCUGCCAUUGCAUCUGAACAAAAAGCCAUCACAAAACUCCACAAACAACUCAAAAUUACAGACAAUUGUACUAACCCCGUUAAAGGAUGAGGUUUAUCACCAAGCGUUCUCUGUAAGAAGCUUAACUUAGGUAAUUAUUAACAUUUAAUUUUUAGCCAAGAAGUAAGCACUUUUAAAUUUUUGAAAUUCUCAAAAAUUU
Moneuplotes crassus is the source of this 584-nucleotide messenger RNA. NCBI's taxonomy places the organism in Eukaryota, Ciliophora, Spirotrichea, Euplotida, Euplotidae. The record is from the annotation of a GenBank genome assembly.